GCGUUUGCAGGUACAUAACGUGUAAUACGACACAACAAAUUCAUUCAGAUAAGACAAUUCUGAUGUCCUCAAUUGUGCUGAACAUCGUCAGUGUAGCGACUGGAACUGUUGUGAACAGCGUUUGUGAUCACGUCGCAGGCCGACUGAGACACGGGGAUUGUACGGACGAAAAAUGUCGACAGUUGAUAGUUCGGGAACUCGACGAAAUAAAGACAAAAAUCGACGGUUUGGCUCGUAAGGAUCUGCAAAGUAGUGUCUGUUUCCUUAAAGAUGGUCUGUGCCUUCUAAAUCAUGCAUUUGAAGGCGCAGCAAACGACAUUGAAGACAAUAAACCCUUGGACUCUUCCGAACAAAGUGAAGAUUCAUCUUUUGCACUUGCAGAACAUGAUGAUGAAUUGCGUUCUCAAAUAUCAGCAUUCAACAAAGCCUUAGCCCGCUCGCCACAGACGCUGACUGUCAGGUCCAAGGAACGUUUUACGUCGGCAAAGUUGUCCUUCGAAAACGCCUAUUCGAAGGCAACCGAAGCCUUCAACAACGAAGCUCUGAGCACGACAGAAAGGAUUUUGGCGACGAAACUACGAGUUGUUUCAAGGAUGUUGCAGUGCUUGCAUGAGGAUCCCGAGAUGGCGAUGGCUUUUUGUAAACUAUAUUUGCAGCAAUUGCACGAACUUCCUGCCGUCAGAAAACGCUUUGUCGUCUUUUUUCGAAACAAAGUGAAGUCAAAAUUGAGCCAAAGAAAAAGAGGCGAAAACAUUCGCUGUGUGAUGGAGCUAAGCUACGCUUUGUACGAAUACGCGAAACUUUUCGCCAGAACCGGUCUCGACGUUUUGGGAAGUUGGCCGAUAAUAAAGCUACGUAGGAAGGCAAUUAAUCCUUUGCUGAUGCCCAAUAAAGUCCUUAAAAAGAUGCUGAAACAUGGCGUACGUUCGCCCAAUCAGUUUCUCUUCGACCAAAUCGACAACUCUUCAUGCAUUGCGGUGAAUAGUAAAGGAGAAAUUGUCGCGAAAAACAACAGCGGAAAUAGUUUAGAAGUGCUUGGGACCGACAGUAAAGUUUUAGGGUCGUUUUGCUUUGAUUCAGAGGCUGACGGUUUUGAAAUACUCGCACUGGCUACGGAUUCGGACGAUUUUGUGUACGCCGUAACUCGUUAUAAGAAUAAGUCACACGAUUUGUUUUGCUACAAGUUGUACAUAUUUGGCGUUGACCUUGGAUAUGUCGAGAAACAGUUCUAUCUGGAGUGUCUUACAGGUGCCGGGGAAGGUCAUCACAUAGUUUGCCUUGCUGUUUGUCCCAGCAGUAAGAAUAUCCUAGUCACAAAACAAGACGACGCGAAGGUCUUUGUUUUUUAUCCCAAUGGUGAGUCAAGAAACAGCUUUGGGCUACAAGCCUGGAAUUUGAUCAGAGAUCUUGAAAUUUCUGCGAGAGGCGAAGUCGCUGCUGCCGAACUUGUGGGAAAGACAGUUGGAAUUUACACGCAAGAUGGGACAUUGAAACAUGAGAUAACGUUGCCCGGCUUACAUAAAGUAUGCGGGCUUGCAUUCGAUCGUGUUGACAAUACUGUAGUGGUCCUUACAGAGGUUCUUACUGGCUGUUUUCAUGAAUAUCGUUUAUUAAGUUAUUCUGAGUCUGGGGAAUUGUUAAGAAGUUUGGUUUUACCACGACAGAAGAAAGACGUUGGUUAUCAUCUGACGUCACAUCCAAAGGGUCCACUGGCUGUGGUACAUAAAACUGGAGUUAUAUUUCUUCAUCAUUGAGUAACCUAAUGCUUGUUACGUUUUGAACUCUCCACCUAUCUCCUAGUAAUUCCUCCGAACGAAAAUUUUAU
Molecule: messenger RNA, 1825 nt
Organism: Dendronephthya gigantea
Lineage: Eukaryota; Metazoa; Cnidaria; Anthozoa; Malacalcyonacea; Nephtheidae
Exons: 1
Coding region: 63-1754 (563 amino acids)
Source: RefSeq, a predicted model, not a curated record